Fusarium odoratissimum NRRL 54006 is the source of this 594-nucleotide messenger RNA. RefSeq lists its product as uncharacterized. Bases 1 to 594 code for a protein of 197 amino acids. The record is from RefSeq and is a predicted model, not a curated record. Lineage: Eukaryota; Fungi; Ascomycota; Sordariomycetes; Hypocreales; Nectriaceae. The transcript has 3 exons.
AUGACCAACUAUUCUCUAACAGUCAAGGUUCCAGGGCGCGCGGCCAUACAACAAUUCGCGCAGCAGGGUUACAAGCUCUGCUUUGCUUCUGGAGUGGAGCGCGAGGGAUACAAGGUCAUAGCAUCAACCAGCAGUAUUGCGCCUAAUGCUCAGUUCAACUGGAAUGAUGACCUUGGUAUUGCUGCCAGUCAAUCCAACUUCAUGGAAGGAGUCAAAGUUCAGGCAUCGACUAAUGUCGAUUCCAUCAGGCCCGGCCAAACCUACACCUUGACUCCAGACUAUCGAGGCAGUGUUAACGACGGUGGACCUCAAGACGGUAUUCGCUUCAAUAACCAGGCCGACAGAGCCUCCCCCAUUGUGUACAGAACCAUCAAUGGCUCGAGGGCUCCCAUCUACGUCGGCUCUAUGCAACUCCCGAGAGGCGCCAGUCAGGAGAUUAAGCCUAACAACAGGGUCCGGGUCUGGUUCCAACGCGAUGGCCAAAGUGGUACCAUGAUUGAUGGGAUCCAUGGAGAGAGCAUUGAGGUUGACAUGUCGGGAAGGAAUAGCGUCGCAGUCAUCUUCAAUGAUGAUUUUACGUGGUCGCUGCAGUAA